AUGUCGUCGUCCUCCCUCAGGAAUAUCACAGGUGGCAGCACCGACGUAUCGGCGGUGAAGCGCGUUGGGGGAGGUGAUGAUCAGCAGGCGGACCUCGUCACGGUUACGGCCGGCGUUGUCAGCCCUGUGCGGGGUCGCGUGCAGCGCGGCAUCGACGCCGACGCCACCGCCGCGCCCGCCACCAGGUGGGGCAGUCAGCGGCUGCUGCCGAUGAGACCGGUGGGCGAUGGCGACGCGGCGGGGAAGAGGUCGCCACCGUCUGUGCCGACGCGCGGCUCGUCGCUGCGCACGAUGCAGCAGCUGGCCGAGAAACACCGCAUGAAGAUGGCGCGCCGCACGGGCCUCACCGCCAUCAACCGCCUUGAGUCGUCGUCAUCAGCCGUGACGGACGACAGCUCACGCCCCGCCUCCAGCUCCGACUGCUACAGCAGCGCCCCCGAGUGGCCGACCGACGACAGCGGCAACGAUUCCGAUGCCUUUACCUCUAGCACCUCGCUGGAGUGGGUGCCUAGCGGUACAUGCCCCACCCCCGGGGACACGGGCGGGGGAUGCGGGCAUGGCACGGGCGCGGCGCAGGCAUGGUGCGGGCGUGGCGAGGGUGCCUAG
Messenger RNA from Priapulus caudatus, 606 nucleotides. RefSeq lists its product as uncharacterized. NCBI's taxonomy places the organism in Eukaryota, Metazoa, Priapulida, Priapulimorpha, Priapulimorphida, Priapulidae. The transcript is spliced from 3 exons. The record is from RefSeq and is a predicted model, not a curated record. The coding region runs from base 1 to 606 and encodes 201 amino acids.